Messenger RNA from Grus americana (Whooping crane), 7089 nucleotides. RefSeq names its product deleted in malignant brain tumors 1 (gene DMBT1). Lineage: Eukaryota; Metazoa; Chordata; Aves; Gruiformes; Gruidae. The transcript has 27 exons. Gene Ontology annotation, cellular component: membrane. The record is from RefSeq and is a predicted model, not a curated record.
AUGGGUACAACCAAGAACUUGCUGUGGUUAUUCCUCUUAAAAACAGCUCUCCUGGAUGCCACCUCAGGUGCCUCCCUGAGCCUGGUGAACGGCAGGAACCGGUGCGAGGGGCGCGUAGAGAUUUACCACUAUGGGGGCCGGGGCACCGUCUGUGAUGACAGCUGGGACCUGAACGAUGCCCAGGUCGUGUGCAGGCAGCUGGGAUGCGGCUUUGCUGUUUCUGCACCAUCAAGUGCCCACUUUGGACAGGGCUCUGGUGAUAUCUACCUGGACGAUGUGCACUGCACAGGGAGUGAGUCCUCCCUCUUCCAGUGCAGCCACGGUGGCUGGGGUGUCCACAACUGUGCCCACAGUGAAGAUGCCAGUGUGGUGUGCUCAGGUACCUUUUCCCAAGUUGCCCUGUCUUCUCCUUUCCAAGGUGCCUCCCUGAGCCUGGUGAACGGCUCGAACCGGUGCGAGGGGCGCGUAGAGAUUUACCACUAUGGGGGCCGGGGCACCGUCUGUGAUGACAGCUGGGACCUGAACGAUGCCCAGGUCGUGUGCAGGCAGCUGGGAUGCGGCUUUGCUGUUUCUGCACCAUCAAGUGCCCACUUUGGACAGGGCUCUGGUGAUAUCUACCUGGACGACGUGCACUGCACAGGGAGUGAGUCCUCCCUCUUCCAGUGCAGCCACGGUGGCUGGGGUGUCCACAACUGUGCCCACAGUGAAGAUGCCAGUGUGGUGUGCUCAGGUGCCUCCCUGAGCCUGGUGAACGGCAGGAACCGGUGCGAGGGGCGCGUAGAGAUUUACCACUAUGGGGGCCGGGGCACCGUCUGUGAUGACAGCUGGGACCUGAACGAUGCCCAGGUCGUGUGCAGGCAGCUGGGAUGCGGCUUUGCUGUUUCUGCACCAUCAAGUGCCCACUUUGGACAGGGCUCUGGUGAUAUCUACCUGGACGAUGUGCACUGCACAGGGAGUGAGUCCUCCCUCUUCCAGUGCAGCCACGGUGGCUGGGGUGUCCACAACUGUGCCCACAGUGAAGAUGCCAGUGUGGUGUGCUCAGUUGCCCUGUCUUCUCCUUUCCAAGGUGCCUCCCUGAGCCUGGUGAACGGCUCGAACCGGUGCGAGGGGCGCGUAGAGAUUUACCACUAUGGGGGCCGGGGCACCGUCUGUGAUGACAGCUGGGACCUGAACGAUGCCCAGGUCGUGUGCAGGCAGCUGGGAUGCGGCUUUGCUGUUUCUGCACCAUCAAGUGCCCACUUUGGACAGGGCUCUGGUGAUAUCUACCUGGACGACGUGCACUGCACAGGGAGUGAGUCCUCCCUCUUCCAGUGCAGCCACGGUGGCUGGGGUGUCCACAACUGUGCCCACAGUGAAGAUGCCAGUGUGGUGUGCUCAGUUGCCCUGUCUUCUCCUUUCCAAGGUGCCUCCCUGAGCCUGGUGAACGGCAGGAACCGGUGCGAGGGGCGCGUAGAGAUUUACCACUAUGGGGGCCGGGGCACCGUCUGUGAUGACAGCUGGGACCUGAACGAUGCCCAGGUCGUGUGCAGGCAGCUGGGAUGCGGCUUUGCUGUUUCUGCACCAUCAAGUGCCCACUUUGGACAGGGCUCUGGUGAUAUCUACCUGGACGAUGUGCACUGCACAGGGAGUGAGUCCUCCCUCUUCCAGUGCAGCCACGGUGGCUGGGGUGUCCACAACUGUGCCCACAGUGAAGAUGCCAGUGUGGUGUGCUCAGGUGCCUCCCUGAGCCUGGUGAACGGCUCGAACCGGUGCGAGGGGCGCGUAGAGAUUUACCACUAUGGGGGCCGGGGCACCGUCUGUGAUGACAGCUGGGACCUGAACGAUGCCCAGGUCGUGUGCAGGCAGCUGGGAUGCGGCUUUGCUGUUUCUGCACCAUCAAGUGCCCACUUUGGACAGGGCUCUGGUGAUAUCUACCUGGACGAUGUGCACUGCACAGGGAGUGAGUCCUCCCUCUUCCAGUGCAGCCACGGUGGCUGGGGUGUCCACAACUGUGCCCACAGUGAAGAUGCCAGUGUGGUGUGCUCAGGUACCGUUGCUUUUCCUUCCUAAAUACAGGCACGCUUUCAACCCGUGGCCCUUGGUGGUGCCUCCCUGAGCCUGGUGAACGGCUCGAACCGGUGCGAGGGGCGCGUAGAGAUUUACCACUAUGGGGGCCGGGGCACCGUCUGUGAUGACAGCUGGGACCUGAACGAUGCCCAGGUCGUGUGCAGGCAGCUGGGAUGCGGCUUUGCUGUUUCUGCACCAUCAAGUGCCCACUUUGGACAGGGCUCUGGUGAUAUCUACCUGGACGAUGUGCACUGCACAGGGAGUGAGUCCUCCCUCUUCCAGUGCAGCCACGGUGGCUGGGGUGUCCACAACUGUGCCCACAGUGAAGAUGCCAGUGUGGUGUGCUCAGGUACCUUUUCCCAAGUUGCCCUGUCUUCUCCUUUCCAAGGUGCCUCCCUGAGCCUGGUGAACGGCUCGAACCGGUGCGAGGGGCGCGUAGAGAUUUACCACUAUGGGGGCCGGGGCACCGUCUGUGAUGACAGCUGGGACCUGAACGAUGCCCAGGUCGUGUGCAGGCAGCUGGGAUGCGGCUUUGCUGUUUCUGCACCAUCAAGUGCCCACUUUGGACAGGGCUCUGGUGAUAUCUACCUGGACGAUGUGCACUGCACAGGGAGUGAGUCCUCCCUCUUCCAGUGCAGCCACGGUGGCUGGGGUGUCCACAACUGUGCCCACAGUGAAGAUGCCAGUGUGGUGUGCUCAGGUGCCUCCCUGAGCCUGGUGAACGGCAGGAACCGGUGCGAGGGGCGCGUAGAGAUUUACCACUAUGGGGGCCGGGGCACCGUCUGUGAUGACAGCUGGGACCUGAACGAUGCCCAGGUCGUGUGCAGGCAGCUGGGAUGCGGCUUUGCUGUUUCUGCACCAUCAAGUGCCCACUUUGGACAGGGCUCUGGUGAUAUCUACCUGGACGAUGUGCACUGCACAGGGAGUGAGUCCUCCCUCUUCCAGUGCAGCCACGGUGGCUGGGGUGUCCACAACUGUGCCCACAGUGAAGAUGCCAGUGUGGUGUGCUCAGGUGCCUCCCUGAGCCUGGUGAACGGCUCGAACCGGUGCGAGGGGCGCGUAGAGAUUUACCACUAUGGGGGCCGGGGCACCGUCUGUGAUGACAGCUGGGACCUGAACGAUGCCCAGGUCGUGUGCAGGCAGCUGGGAUGCGGCUUUGCUGUUUCUGCACCAUCAAGUGCCCACUUUGGACAGGGCUCUGGUGAUAUCUACCUGGACGACGUGCACUGCACAGGGAGUGAGUCCUCCCUCUUCCAGUGCAGCCACGGUGGCUGGGGUGUCCACAACUGUGCCCACAGUGAAGAUGCCAGUGUGGUGUGCUCAGGUGCCUCCCUGAGCCUGGUGAACGGCAGGAACCGGUGCGAGGGGCGCGUAGAGAUUUACCACUAUGGGGGCCGGGGCACCGUCUGUGAUGACAGCUGGGACCUGAACGAUGCCCAGGUCGUGUGCAGGCAGCUGGGAUGCGGCUUUGCUGUUUCUGCACCAUCAAGUGCCCACUUUGGACAGGGCUCUGGUGAUAUCUACCUGGACGAUGUGCACUGCACAGGGAGUGAGUCCUCCCUCUUCCAGUGCAGCCACGGUGGCUGGGGUGUCCACAACUGUGCCCACAGUGAAGAUGCCAGUGUGGUGUGCUCAGGUGCCUCCCUGAGCCUGGUGAACGGCUCGAACCGGUGCGAGGGGCGCGUAGAGAUUUACCACUAUGGGGGCCGGGGCACCGUCUGUGAUGACAGCUGGGACCUGAACGAUGCCCAGGUCGUGUGCAGGCAGCUGGGAUGCGGCUUUGCUGUUUCUGCACCAUCAAGUGCCCACUUUGGACAGGGCUCUGGUGAUAUCUACCUGGACGAUGUGCACUGCACAGGGAGUGAGUCCUCCCUCUUCCAGUGCAGCCACGGUGGCUGGGGUGUCCACAACUGUGCCCACAGUGAAGAUGCCAGUGUGGUGUGCUCAGGUGCCUCCCUGAGCCUGGUGAACGGCUCGAACCGGUGCGAGGGGCGCGUAGAGAUUUACCACUAUGGGGGCCGGGGCACCGUCUGUGAUGACAGCUGGGACCUGAACGAUGCCCAGGUCGUGUGCAGGCAGCUGGGAUGCGGCUUUGCUGUUUCUGCACCAUCAAGUGCCCACUUUGGACAGGGCUCUGGUGAUAUCUACCUGGACGAUGUGCACUGCACAGGGAGUGAGUCCUCCCUCUUCCAGUGCAGCCACGGUGGCUGGGGUGUCCACAACUGUGCCCACAGUGAAGAUGCCAGUGUGGUGUGCUCAGGUGCCUCCCUGAGCCUGGUGAACGGCUCGAACCGGUGCGAGGGGCGCGUAGAGAUUUACCACUAUGGGGGCCGGGGCACCGUCUGUGAUGACAGCUGGGACCUGAACGAUGCCCAGGUCGUGUGCAGGCAGCUGGGAUGCGGCUUUGCUGUUUCUGCACCAUCAAGUGCCCACUUUGGACAGGGCUCUGGUGAUAUCUACCUGGACGAUGUGCACUGCACAGGGAGUGAGUCCUCCCUCUUCCAGUGCAGCCACGGUGGCUGGGGUGUCCACAACUGUGCCCACAGUGAAGAUGCCAGUGUGGUGUGCUCAGGUGCCUCCCUGAGCCUGGUGAACGGCUCGAACCGGUGCGAGGGGCGCGUAGAGAUUUACCACUAUGGGGGCCGGGGCACCGUCUGUGAUGACAGCUGGGACCUGAACGAUGCCCAGGUCGUGUGCAGGCAGCUGGGAUGCGGCUUUGCUGUUUCUGCACCAUCAAGUGCCCACUUUGGACAGGGCUCUGGUGAUAUCUACCUGGACGAUGUGCACUGCACAGGGAGUGAGUCCUCCCUCUUCCAGUGCAGCCACGGUGGCUGGGGUGUCCACAACUGUGCCCACAGUGAAGAUGCCAGUGUGGUGUGCUCAGGUACCGUUGAAGGUGCCUCCCUGAGCCUGGUGAACGGCUCGAACCGGUGCGAGGGGCGCGUAGAGAUUUACCACUAUGGGGGCCGGGGCACCGUCUGUGAUGACAGCUGGGACCUGAACGAUGCCCAGGUCGUGUGCAGGCAGCUGGGAUGCGGCUUUGCUGUUUCUGCACCAUCAAGUGCCCACUUUGGACAGGGCUCUGGUGAUAUCUACCUGGACGAUGUGCACUGCACAGGGAGUGAGUCCUCCCUCUUCCAGUGCAGCCACGGUGGCUGGGGUGUCCACAACUGUGCCCACAGUGAAGAUGCCAGUGUGGUGUGCUCAGGUACCGCGGUGCCAGGUGCCUCCCUGAGCCUGGUGAACGGCAGGAACCGGUGCGAGGGGCGCGUAGAGAUUUACCACUAUGGGGGCCGGGGCACCGUCUGUGAUGACAGCUGGGACCUGAACGAUGCCCAGGUCGUGUGCAGGCAGCUGGGAUGCGGCUUUGCUGUUUCUGCACCAUCAAGUGCCCACUUUGGACAGGGCUCUGGUGAUAUCUACCUGGACGAUGUGCACUGCACAGGGAGUGAGUCCUCCCUCUUCCAGUGCAGCCACGGUGGCUGGGGUGUCCACAACUGUGCCCACAGUGAAGAUGCCAGUGUGGUGUGCUCAGAUGCCACAAGCACGACCACAGCCAGCUUCACGCCAUCCGUUCCUCCAGGUGCCUCCCUGAGCCUGGUGAACGGCAGGAACCGGUGCGAGGGGCGCGUAGAGAUUUACCACUAUGGGGGCCGGGGCACCGUCUGUGAUGACAGCUGGGACCUGAACGAUGCCCAGGUCGUGUGCAGGCAGCUGGGAUGCGGCUUUGCUGUUUCUGCACCAUCAAGUGCCCACUUUGGACAGGGCUCUGGUGAUAUCUACCUGGACGAUGUGCACUGCACAGGGAGUGAGUCCUCCCUCUUCCAGUGCAGCCACGGUGGCUGGGGUGUCCACAACUGUGCCCACAGUGAAGAUGCCAGUGUGGUGUGCUCAGAUGCCACAAGCACGACCACAGCCAGCUUCACGCCAUCCGUUCCUCCAGGUGCCUCCCUGAGCCUGGUGAACGGCUCGAACCGGUGCGAGGGGCGCGUAGAGAUUUACCACUAUGGGGGCCGGGGCACCGUCUGUGAUGACAGCUGGGACCUGAACGAUGCCCAGGUCGUGUGCAGGCAGCUGGGAUGCGGCUUUGCUGUUUCUGCACCAUCAAGUGCCCACUUUGGACAGGGCUCUGGUGAUAUCUACCUGGACGAUGUGCACUGCACAGGGAGUGAGUCCUCCCUCUUCCAGUGCAGCCACGGUGGCUGGGGUGUCCACAACUGUGCCCACAGUGAAGAUGCCAGUGUGGUGUGCUCAGCCCUUGUGUGCUUGCCAACCUACAUGCGCGCAGCUGUAGACAGACACUAUCUCCAAUCACAGGGCUACUCGGUAUCAAACAUCAGCUUGUCUGACUCUCAUUGUAGACCAACAAUUACAUCGACUGAGGUUAUAUUCAACAUUCCAUACAAUGGCUGUGGUACACGUAGACAGGGCAACAAUGAAACGAUCAUCUACUCCAAUGUGAUAAAAGUGCCUGCUCCUGGUUACAUCAUCAAGAGGCAAAAGGACCUUCACUUGUACAUCAACUGCAAAAUGCUCCAGAACACCUGGGUGCAAGUAAUGUACAUUGCUGAUGACAUCAUUAAUGUCAGUGAAAUCCAGUGUGUUAAGGAUCCCACCUACUCUUCUUACUCUUCACCAUACAGUGGUGUUGCUCGGUUUUCAUUUAAUGCUUUUUCGUUUGUUAAUCGACACCCGUCAGUUUACCUGCAGUGUGAGCUGGUGGUGUGCAGGUACAAUGACUACUCUUCCCGCUGCUAUCAAGGCUGUGUUAGUAGGUUCAAGAGGAAUACAGGCUCUUCCCAGGGAAAAGUGAAUGUUGUUAUUGGACCUGUUCAGCUUCGGGAAGCUCACGCUCAGAACAGGAACGUUGAGCUGGGCUCUGACAUCCGGGCGAAAGAGGAGUCUCAGAGCUCAGCGCCGGCUGCCAGCUCCCAUGUUCCUCUGGCUGUGACCGCUGUGGUGAUGGUAGCUGCUGUUCUCACUGUGGGAGGAUUUCUUCUGAAGCGUAAACUGCAGGAACCCAUCCCGUACCAGAUAAUGUGA